AUGCGAGGGAUACACAGUUGGCCAAGUUUGAAAUCAAAUCCCAGAAAACGGACUUCAGCUGAGAGGAUGCUUGUAGUGUUGAUAUUUCUCCUGUUCCUUGAGGAAGGAUUUGCUCUGGCACAAAAGACUAAAGAUGGAGGUGCAGCAUCAAAAGGGGCGAGACCUUCUCAACGGCCGAAGCAAUCUCAUCACUGUGGGAACUGGGAACGAAACACAGAAGGUGGCACCUUCAGCUCCCCAAACUACCCGAAAACAUACCCUCCCAACAAGGAGUGCCUGUACGUACUGGAAGCCCUGCCCCGCCAGAGGAUAGAGCUGCUGUUCCAUCAGACCUUCUACAUCGAAGCGUCAUUUGAAUGUCGUUUCGACCACAUCGAGGUGCGGGACGGUCCCUUCAGCUUCUCGCCACUCAUCAAUCGCUUCUGUGGCUCAGCCAGUCCUGGACUGGUCCUCUCUAGCGGACGCUUCCUGUGGAUCCGCUUCUUCAGUGAUGAAGAACUGGAGGGGAUUGGCUUUCAGGUCCAGUACAGCUUCCCAGCAGAUCCCGAGUUUCAUCUGCACGUGGGAGGACUCUUAAACCCCAUCCCAGAUUGUCAGUUUGAGCUGACUGGGGCUGACGGAUUGAUCCGUUCCAGUCAGGUGGAGGAGGAUUAUAAAGUGAAGCCAGACCAGGCAGUAGACUGCAUCUGGACCAUACGAGCCCCUACGAACAACAGGAUUUACCUGCGAUUCUUGGAAUACCAGAUGGAAAACUCAAAUGAAUGUAAGAAGAACUUUGUGGCUGUUUAUGAUGGCAGUAAUGCCAUUGAGGACCUAAAGGCCAAGUUUUGUAGUACAGUAGCUAAUGACAUCAUGCUGGACACCGGCGUGGGAGUAGUGAGGAUGUGGGCUGACGAGACAAGCCGUCUCAGCCGCUUCCGGAUGCUGUUCACUUCUUUUACAGACCCACCCUGUUCAGGCAGUGCAUUCUUUUGCCACAGUAACAUGUGCAUCAACACUUCUCUGGUGUGCAACGGCAUACAAAACUGUGUCUUUCCCUGGGAUGAAAGCAACUGCAAAGAGAAAAAGAGCAAAGGUGUUUUUCAUCAGAUCACAAAGACUCAUGGGACAGUAAUCUGUGUGUCUACGGGAGUGGUGCUACUCCUCCUCAUCAUCUCCAUCCUGGUGCAAGUGAAACAGCCACGAAAGAAGGUGUUGGUACGUAAGAAUAACCUGUUGCACCGAGGCGACUUCCAGGAGGUGUUUGACCCUCCGCAUUAUGAACUCUUUACUCUCAGAGACAAGGAUAUGUCUGGGGACCUUGGGGAGUUAUCAGAAGAACUCCAGUCCCUGCAGGCGCUCAGGAGAUCCUCAUCAGGCUCACGCUGCAUUCACGAACACCACUGUGGCUCUCAGGCUUCUGUCAACUCCGUCAAAGCCAGUCAAGGUGCACAUGACAUGGGCAGAGGAUCCCUGGAGCUUCCCCCUUUCAGAGGGGACCUUCAAAGUGCAUUGCCUCCCUCCAGGGACUUGAACAGCAGUAUGCGGAAGAAGAGCUGGCCUAGUAUGAAACCAGGACGAUUGCAAGGCCAUCAUGGUAUGGGGGAUAGAGCGAUGGGGCGGCAGGAUAGAGUGAUGGAGGAGGAUGAAGAGGAGGAGGAAGAUGGAAGGUAUGAUAUGUAUGUACGCAGAGCAGGAGGCCGAAGAGGGAACUAUGAAAUGGCCCAGCAAAGAUCCUUGUCCAUGGACUUCUGAAAAGAAAAGGCAAGGUUGGCACUGUAAAUAAUGCAGUGACAACUUUUCAAUCAGAGCCACAAUUUGGGGGCAAUCCUUGACUUCUCUUUUUUCACUUGCCUCCUUCACAGUGAGGUUGGGAC
Anarrhichthys ocellatus (wolf-eel) is the source of this 1856-nucleotide messenger RNA. RefSeq names its product neuropilin (NRP) and tolloid (TLL)-like 2b (gene neto2b). Gene Ontology annotation, cellular component: postsynaptic density. The transcript is spliced from 12 exons. Gene Ontology annotation, molecular function: ionotropic glutamate receptor binding. Bases 1 to 1734 code for a protein of 577 amino acids. The record is from RefSeq and is a predicted model, not a curated record. NCBI's taxonomy places the organism in Eukaryota, Metazoa, Chordata, Actinopteri, Perciformes, Anarhichadidae.